Emiliania huxleyi CCMP1516 is the source of this 675-nucleotide messenger RNA. RefSeq lists its product as hypothetical. The coding region runs from base 1 to 675 and encodes 224 amino acids. The record is from RefSeq and is a predicted model, not a curated record. Gene Ontology annotation, biological process: DNA-templated transcription initiation; transcription preinitiation complex assembly; regulation of transcription by RNA polymerase II. Gene Ontology annotation, cellular component: nucleus. Gene Ontology annotation, molecular function: cyclin-dependent protein serine/threonine kinase regulator activity. The transcript has 2 exons. Lineage: Eukaryota; Haptophyta; Isochrysidales; Noelaerhabdaceae.
AUGCAACAUUCUCACCUCCGCAUCGCCGCCGCUCGGCUCGAGCUCUCCGACGUUGCGUCCUUCGCCGCGUCGGCGUACCUCACGCGCUAUGCGACCUCUCCGCCGCCGCCGAUGCCUGCGGCAGCCACGGCGGGCUCACGAGACGGCGGCGCAGAGGCGGCGGCGGGCGCUGACGCCGAGGAGGAGGCUGCAGCGCGGGUGGGAGCGUGCCUAUUCGCCGCUUGCAAGGCGUGCGAGCAGCCACGCCGCGCACGCGACGUGGUCAACGCCGUCCACCUCGCUGCACGCGGCGAGGUGCUCCGCGACUCGCGCACCUACUGGCGACGAAAGGACGCGCUGCUUCAGCACGAGCAGUCGUUGCUCCGCGCGCUCGGCUUUGAGCCCGCCGUCCACCCUCCACACCGGCUCCUGUACAACUACCUCCACGCACUGCGAGCUCCACCGCAGCUCUGCACGCUCGCCGCUGCAAUCGCCAACGACGCCGCCGCCUCCGCCGACUGCGUGCGGCGGCGGCCUUCCCUGAUCGCCGCCGCCGCCAUCGCGCUUGCCGCUGCGCUGCUCGGCCCUGCCCUACCGGCGGGCUGCCUGCCGCCCCGCUGGUGGGUCGCGCUGGGCGAGGAGGAGGCGAGCCUCCACGCCGCGUGCACCGACCUGAUGGCGGUCUACGAGGGCUGA